AUUUAAAUAUUAAAAUGAGUAAAAAUGAGGUUAAAAAUAUUAGUAAAAUGUAUAUUAAGAAUAAAUGGCAGGAACAGUGGGAUAAAGGAAGCAAUGCCAGAUUUUAUUAUAGCAUCCAAAGAAAAGUUGGAGAAUUUAGGAAAUGUAACAGGAAUAAAAAAGAAGAGGAUAUUAUAUCUAGAUUAAGGUUUGGACAUACAGGUUUAAACAGUACUCUUAAAAUAAUUAAUAAACAUGAUACAGGUUUCUGUAGUUAUUGUGGGAAAUUAGAAACAAUACAAAAAAUGUUAUUUGAAUGUAGUAAGUAUGUUCGAGAAAGGGAGGAGUUAAUUAGAAAUUUAAAUAGGAAUAAAAAUAUGUUAGAUAUUAGAAGUUUGCUUCAAAGAUCAUCGGGGGAUGUAGUUUUUAAUAGUAUUUUUAAUUUUCUAAGAAGAACAGGUAUUAUGGGAAGAUUAUAGUGAUUUUACAUCUGAUCCAUACUCCAGUCUAGAAGGUAGCGAUAAUGCACCUAAAAGUUGUUUGCCAACCGCCAUAAAGAAAAAGAAGAAGAAGAAGAAGAAGAAGUAGCUGAGUCAGUGUCGGCGUGUGUGAGGCUGUGUGUGAAAGUGGGCUGAGUGUCAGACGGUGAAGGUUUUCCUCCGCGGCUCGCAUGAAUUUCUGGAAGAUUCUGCUUCUCUUCGCUGCAGCAGCUGAAGCUGCAGCAGCUGCAGCGACUGCAGCAGCGACUGCAGCAGUGAACCUGACCGGGAAGGUUGGUGAUGACGUGACGCUCCACCUGGGACACAGACUGCUGAAACCCGGCGACAUGCUGGUCUGGUCCUACGGUCCAGAGACGGGGAAGGAAAAUGUUCCCUUCAACAUCGACAUCGAGAAUCAAAGUGGACGGAUCCGAAAAGACCAGUUUGAAGUGGAUCUGACCACCGGCGCUCUGACCAUUAAAAACCUCUCAGCUAAAGACUCGGCAGUCUAUCAUGGACAGAUCAUCAAUGGCAACGGGACCAAACGAAUCUUCAACCUGAUGGUGAAGGGGCCUGAACCCAUCCAACCCAUCCAACCCAUCCAACCCAUCCAACCCACAGCUGAACCUCAACAACAUGCAAACACCUGGAUCAUUAUCUGUGUCGUCGUUCCCAUUCUCAUUCUCAUCCUCAUCCUCAUCGGUUCCCUCAUUGUUUAUUUAGUGAAGAAGAAAAAAAUAUCCGACCAAAUAAUCCAGCGGCAGCGCUGCUUCAGUCGUCUGAUUCCCAGCAUCCAACCGUCUCCAUUCCUGACCAUCGAGCCUCAGCUGAUCCAAACUGACUCCUGACAGGAAAACCUCCACAUUUCCACUCAACUCUUUUCAGUUCUUCCACCAACGUUUCCUACCAGCAGCAGUGAACGAUGCAGACAAACAGAACCUCAACAUGUUUACAGUCAUUCAUUCAUUUCUGUUGCUACUGAUCGUGGUUCUCAUCACUGCGACCCGGUUUAUGUUUGUGUCAUUGUUUCAUGUUUCUAUCUGCCAACUUCAACAGUUCAAACACUGAAUUUACCUUAAUGUGCAUUAAUACAGUCAGCUAAAGCUAAAGCUAACAGUCUUCACUACCGUUGUUCUCAUGGGUUCAGCCAAUCAGCACCAAGGAAAAUAAAUGCUGCUCCAUCAUUUGCCGCUUCGCAAACACCAGCCAGUAAAGUGAGUUAAGUAGCAUUGCAGGUAUUUCAUCUUCCCAGAUCCAUUUUCAUUAAAAUAUUUUAUUCUAUAACAAACUAAACAAAAGUCACAUUUCACAGAAAACACUGAACUCUGAAUCAUUGUGCCUGAGCUUUGAUUUUACAGUAAAGACGUAUUCUGGGACGUAGGCGAUAGCCUCCAUGUUUGGAGGCCUUGAGUCCUCAACGCGGCCAUCGCGGGUUCGACUCCCGGACCCGACGAUAUUUGCCGCAUGUCUUCACCCCUUUUCUGUCAGCCUACUUUUAUAUCAGGGACACUAGAGCCCACAAAAGACCCCCUGGAGGGGUAAAUAAAGUAUUCAGUUCAGUUAGCAUUAGCAUUGCAUCUCGCUUCAAAGCUAAAUCCCCUAAAACCUUUUGAUGUUUGACGUUAAGAAGCAUUUUUCAUCUCAGGAUCUCAUAAGAGAAAAAGGGCGAGCAGGACAUUAAAAGAUUUAAAAGAUCUAACAGCUGAUUACCAAUCUUUUUAAAGAUAACAUCAGUGGAUAAGAUCAGCUUCACAUGUAAAAAUCAACCGAUCACCCAUCUCCCCAAAUUCAGGAAAUUGGCACCGAUAAAUCGCCUGGCCGAUAAAUCGGUUCACCCUUAGAAAGAACCAAAUAUUUGCUUAAACAUCUUCAUACUUUCUCUAAGUAUGUUGCCAUGUGCUCUUAUUUAAUGUUUAAAGUUAAAUUAUUUUAUUUAAAAACAAAAUUCUAAUUUAUUUGAAAUGGAGUCAAACAUAAUUAUAUGUAAUACCUGCAAAAACCUGGACCAGCAGUUUGUUGAGUAAAUGUCAUUAAUGUGAAUUUAACCUGAAUUAAAAAGAUCAAACUGUGUCUGGAGAACUGCUCUUUUUUUCUGUUUAUUUAUUAUUUUAAGUUUUAAUCUUCUCAGAUGUUUCUCUAACAGUCAAUAACCAUAAUUCAGUCUUUAUGGUAAUAAAACUCCAUCAUGGGA
Messenger RNA from Gambusia affinis (western mosquitofish), 2649 nucleotides. RefSeq lists its product as uncharacterized. The record is from RefSeq and is a predicted model, not a curated record. The transcript has 5 exons. Bases 650 to 1306 code for a protein of 218 amino acids. Lineage: Eukaryota; Metazoa; Chordata; Actinopteri; Cyprinodontiformes; Poeciliidae.